GUCAUGUGAUUAUGCAUCACCUUGCUUUCCAAUUGAAAUCCCUCCCGAUGACCCUCGAAUUCGCCAUCACCGUUGUAUGGAGUUUACUCGAUCUUCUGGCAUCUGUGGCUCUGGAAUGACAUCAGUGUUUUUCAAUACAGUACUCCCAAGAGAGCAGAUUAAUCAACUCACAUCUUAUAUUGAUGCAUCACAGGUGUAUGGGUCAAGUGCUGGAGAGAUGAGGCUCAUACGUAACUUGACACACGACAAUGGUCAGUUACGGCAUGGCAUAUUUACAUCCUCUGGAAAGCCUCUAAUGCCAUUCAGUGAAGGUGCUCCUGUAGACUGUCGAAGAGAUUUAAGUGAAAGUGGGAUAGACUGCUUCUUAGCUGGAGAUAUUAGAGCUAAUGAACAGUCUGGUCUGACUGCAAUGCAUAUGGUAUGGUUCAGAGAGCACAACAGAAUUGCUGAAGCACUGAGACAAAUUAAUCCACACUGGGAUGGUGAAACUAUCUUUUAUGAAGCUCGAAAGAUAGUUGGAGCCGAGGUUCAACACAUCACAUAUUCACACUGGAUAUCACAUAUCAUAGGACCCAGGGGAAUGGAGCUGCUUGGAGAGUAUACAGGUUACAAUCCCAAGCUAGAGCCUACAAUCAGUAAUGUCUUUGCUACGGCUGCUUUUAGAUUUGGACAUUCAUUAAUCAAUCCAAUUCUUCACCGACUCAAUGCUACCUUCCAGCCAAUCCCUGAAGGCCAUUUACCACUACAUAAAGCUUUCUUUAGCCCUUGGCGUAUUGUACAAGAAGGAGGAAUUGAUCCACUUCUCAGGGGCCUUUUUGCAACUCCUGCUAAACUUAAGAUGCCUGGCCAGUUUCUAAAUACAGAGCUGACAGAAAAAUUAUUCCGUGCUGCUCACGAAGUGGCACUUGAUCUCGCUUCUCUCAACAUCCAGAGAGGACGAGAUCAUGCUCUGCCUGGCUACACAGAAUGGCGAAGAGCUUGUAAUCUCUCAGUGCCAGAUAGCUUUGAUCAACUGAGGUCUCACAUAUCAUCAGUUAACAUUCGAAAUAAGCUUAAGCAGUUAUAUGGUCAUCCAGGAAAUGUGGAUGUGUGGGUUGGUGCCUUGUUGGAAGACCCUGUUGAAGGUGCCAGAGUAGGACCAACUUUCUUGUGCCUUCUUGUGGACCAAUUUAGACGGUUACGUGAUGGUGACAGAUUCUGGUAUGAAAAUCCUACCACAUUCAAGCCUGAACAGUUGGCACAAAUUAAGCAGACCACACUGGGAAGAGUAUUGUGUGACAAUGGUGAUAACAUACAAGACAUGACACCUGAUGUGUUUGUGUUACCUCGUGAGCAGAGCCCAGCAUUUAUGGAGUGCUCAAAGCUUCCGUACGUUGAUUUGCGCAUAUGGACGGACUGCUGUACAGACUGUCGGAAUGCUGGCAACUUCAACAGUUUAACCCAAGCACCAGGCAUCCGUUUCCGUCGGCAAGCUCAAUUUUCACACAUUGAAGAUCAAGAACACAUUCUGAUGGGAAUAACCAGCGAAAAACUAGCUACCAAUGAAAUAAAGGCAUCACCAGUUUUCUUUAGUAAUAAUUCAGAAAAUAUCACCAAUUCUGAACACAGACAAAGAACUGUACCUAGACCCAUCCAUAGUCAUCGUCAAGAAAGUGUCAGAGGAUGGAUACCAAGAAAUAAAAAUAAAGAAGACAGCAAUGAACAUGACUUGGGAAGCUAUGAGCAAGACAUGACAGAACAGCGAAUAGAAGGGAUUGAAGCUCUUGUAGAGCAGCUCUCAAAAACAGUGUAUGAGCUUAAUAAUAAGAUCAGCACUUUAGAGCAUAAGUGUAGUGGAAGUAUUCGAAAGAGGAGGAGAAAAUUAUGCAAUGAUGAUGGCCAUGAACGACUCCCUGGAGAAGCCUGGCAGAAGGAUCCAUGCACUGUGUGCAGAUGUCGGGUAUGUAUUAAUUGCAUUACCGUAUGGAGCUGCUGGUAAUACAAUUUUAAAGUUUUUAAUACAGUGUAUACAACCCCUCAAGGUGGCUUUUGGUGUAGAGUGUAUGCAUUACUAGCAUCACAGCUCCAACAUGCAUAUAUAUAUAU
This is a messenger RNA of Cherax quadricarinatus, 2085 nucleotides long. Lineage: Eukaryota; Metazoa; Arthropoda; Malacostraca; Decapoda; Parastacidae. The record is from RefSeq and is a predicted model, not a curated record.